AUGGAUUUGUCUAUGCCACUAAAUCAUAAUGUGUUGGUGGAAAGAGAAGGAUUUACGUUUUUCUCUGAUAUUGAGUACGAGAGCUUACCAACAUUCUGUGGGCAUUGUAGAAAAACGGGACAUGUGGUUCAAGAAUGCAAAAUGCUUGGUCUUCAUCAGGCUAGUGGUAUCCCAAAGAAUCAGAAGGUUGGUUUUGGUUUUCAAUGCAUUAAUUCUCAGAAUUUUGCAGUUCAGGCCCCUGAAGAAUCAGAAUCAUCUAUGUCAGCUUUCGUGGAUGCAACGCAGGAUAUACCCGAUAGACAUAUUGAAGGCUUUUUACAAAGUUCGUGGGACAAUAUUGCUAAAUUACCCAAACCAGAUGGUGUUUUCUCAUCUGCAGUUGCAGGUCUCAAAAAGUAA
Vicia villosa (hairy vetch) is the source of this 399-nucleotide messenger RNA. RefSeq lists its product as uncharacterized. The coding region runs from base 1 to 399 and encodes 132 amino acids. The record is from RefSeq and is a predicted model, not a curated record. Lineage: Eukaryota; Viridiplantae; Streptophyta; Magnoliopsida; Fabales; Fabaceae. The transcript has a single exon.